AUGUACAGUGCCUCGCAGCUCUUGGCACUAAGCGUCUCCGUAGCAAUCUGUGUCAUUGCAGUACUUUAUGCUGAUUAUUUUGCUGGUCUUUUCUCAAAACGUGAUGCCUCAUUUAGCGUUCCCGAACAGCAGCAAAUGCUAGCAUCGCUGAUGUUCCAUGCGUCCAAGAAUGGCAACGCUGCAGCGAACACACGCGAUCCACCUCGUCUUGCCUUUUGUUGUAGUGCUGAUUUGGAUGUGGCUGUUCCUGCUGUAGCGCUAAUGCAAAGCGUGCAGAAAGUCGAACUGCAACAACUGCAGAAAAAUAGCAAGAAUGAAAAGAUCGACGAGAAAUUAAACAAGACCCACCAUGAACGGAUUGGUUCAUUAAAGCAACUCCAAGAGAGUUUUGUCUACUAUUUCUCAACUGGAGCUGCAGCUGAACAAAGUACGCUUUCUCCAGAACAGUUUCGAGAAGUGGUAACUCUAGCCAAUGCACUACCUGAAGUGAAGCGUAAAGUAGGUGGUAAUGCUGCUACUAUGGCCGAAAGAGCUUCAGCAGAAGGUUGUAUGGUACUUUUAGGAGCGGCCAUGGGUAACGGUAUGAAACCGUAUUUUGUAGACGAGCGCAUUAAACUCGUUGGUCACUUAAAAGAACACGAGCAUGAGGACGUGCAUUUGGUGUUAGAAUAUGCUAGUGGAGACAAAUUCAGGGGCUAUACGUCUCCACGUGCAAAUCGUUACUAUUUGAAUCAUGACGUGCACAAUGCUCAGCUGUCAGUAUUGGAAGAAUUUGAAAAAUCUUUGGAUUCUUUCAAGCCUGAUUUGGUGGUUUUUGGUGGUUUGCAGCUCAUGGAGGUACAGAUUAAUGAAGCUACACGUUUAAUGCGUCUUCAAGCAUUGUCGGACGUGCUUCAAAAUCUCUUUGUAACACAAACUCCAACUCAUUACGAAUUUGCAGCUGUAUCGGACUUUACUCUCUUUGAUGACACAGUUCGACUUGUACUGCCGUGGGUAGAUUCUAUCGGUCUCAAUGAACAGGAACUUUUUAUUCUACAUCAUUUCUUAGUGACAGGCGAAAAAGGAACAGCAACGACAUCACGUCCAUCCGUGUCGGAAAUUAGUGCUCAACUACAUGACAUCAUUCAAUUCGCAUCAAAGGCCAAGAAAGUCUUUCAAACAACCAAAGAAGACCGAGAUAAGUCAGUGGCAUUAGCUCAACUCUCGCGCAUUCACUUCCACACUCUACAAUUUCACAUUGUGUGUCAAAAAAUGGGUAGUAAAUGGGAAGAUCCGACGACGGCAUUAGUACAAAGUGCACUUAUGAGUAGUAAAGUAGCGUGUGGCAAGUCACGGGCGAAUACUACAGACGAAAGCAUUCCACAACCCAUGCGCACAAGUGCCGAAAUGGAAGUUGAUCCCACGCGAAUUGAAAUGUUGCUAGCUCGACAGCAGCUAUUGAGUGAACGGCAAAAUCUGAAAGUAGAGCUGGACCCAUUUUCACCCAUUGUGACGUGGCAAGAAGCGAAUUUUCAGUGUCAUCUUGUACCAAUGUUGGCUUGCAAGAAGCCAGAUCAUACGGCUGGCUUAGGCGACAAUAUCUCUGGCACUGGAGUAGCGUACCACCGCAUUCAAAAGUAG
Messenger RNA from Plasmopara halstedii, 1620 nucleotides. RefSeq names its product adp-dependent glucokinase-like. The record is from RefSeq and is a predicted model, not a curated record. Lineage: Eukaryota; Oomycota; Peronosporomycetes; Peronosporales; Peronosporaceae. Bases 1 to 1620 code for a protein of 539 amino acids. Gene Ontology annotation, cellular component: endoplasmic reticulum. Gene Ontology annotation, biological process: glucose metabolic process. The transcript has a single exon. Gene Ontology annotation, molecular function: ADP-specific glucokinase activity.